Molecule: messenger RNA, 971 nt
Organism: Gastrolobium bilobum
Lineage: Eukaryota; Viridiplantae; Streptophyta; Magnoliopsida; Fabales; Fabaceae
Product: cytokinin riboside 5'-monophosphate phosphoribohydrolase LOG1-like
Exons: 6
Coding region: 13-768 (251 amino acids)
Biological process (GO): cytokinin biosynthetic process
Cellular component (GO): cytosol; nucleus
Molecular function (GO): hydrolase activity, hydrolyzing N-glycosyl compounds
Source: RefSeq, a predicted model, not a curated record
UCAAGCCUUGGAAUGGUAGAGCAACCCAAGUGUGAGAGAAAGGAGAUGGAGACUGAAACUGAGAUGAAACAAUCAAGGUUCAAGAGGAUUUGUGUGUUUUGCGGAAGCAGCCCCGGGAACAAGAGCAGUUAUAAGGAUGCUGCUAUUGAGCUUGGAAAGGAGUUGGUGUCAAGAAAUAUAGAUUUGGUUUAUGGAGGAGGCAGCAUUGGUUUGAUGGGGCUGGUUUCUCAGGCUGUUAAUGAUGGAGGUCGCCAUGUAAUUGGGUUAGCAUUUUUCUUGGUUAUGAUUUGUAUUGGUGGUGUUAUGUUGGAUGUUUUGUUAAUCUCAACUAUUUCUUGUCAUGAUAUUGUCUGCAGAGUUAUUCCCAAGACACUCAUGCCAAGAGAGAUUACUGGAGAGACAGUGGGGGAAGUAAAGGCAGUAGCAGACAUGCAUCAAAGAAAAGCAGUGAUGGCUAAGCAUUCUGAUGCCUUCAUUGCCUUACCCGGUGGCUAUGGGACACUAGAGGAGCUUCUUGAGGUGAUAACUUGGGCUCAGCUUGGUAUCCAUGAUAAACCAGUGGGGUUGUUGAAUGUAGAUGGAUACUACAAUUCCUUGUUGUCUUUCAUUGACAAAGCUGUGGAGGAAGGUUUCAUUAGCCCCAAAGCUCGCCAUAUAAUUGUAUCUGCCCCAUCAACAAAAGAGCUUGUCAAAAAGAUGGAGGAAUAUUUCCCACAACACGAAAGAGUUGCCCCUAAGCUAAGCUGGGAAAUUGAGCAGCUAGAUUAGUCCUCAAAUUGUGACAUCUCAAGGUGAUUGAUUAGAUGAUUAUGGAAGUAUGGGGUAGAGAAAGUUGUUAGUUUAAUGGUUGAAGAGACUAAUAUUAUUAUGACCAAAUUUCCUCAAGACGGAAUUCUUUUAUGUUCUUGGCAUUUUCUUGUUAGUAUAAAGUGUAAACUACAGAACCGACUGCAAAUCUAGCUGUGAAGCCU